UUGGCCGCAGCUUCAAGGCACAGAACAUCCAUCCACGGUGAUUCUUGGUCAUCCGGCGCCGUCAAGAUGAUGCUUGCGGCCGUAUUCACGCUUUCACUCGGGCUUUCCACCGCCAACGCCGCCCUCACCUACAAAGGUGCGGACUGGUCCUCGGUGCUGGUUGAAGAACGCGCUGGCAUCUCGUACAAGGACGCGAACGGCAACACGCAGCCGUUGGAGAAGAUUCUGGCAGCGAACGGCGUCAACACCGUCCGGCAGCGAGUAUGGGUUAACCCCGCAGACGGCAACUACAACCUCGACUACAACAUCGCACUCGCGAAGAGGGCCAAGGCCGCCGGGCUCGGCGUGUACAUCGAUUUUCACUACAGCGACACUUGGGCCGAUCCCGGCCACCAGACUACCCCGUCAGGAUGGCCCUCUGACAUCGACAACCUCGCCUGGAAGUUGUACAACUACACGCUCGACUCGGCGAACGCGUUCCAAGAUGCCGGCGUUCAGCCAGCCAUAGUGUCGAUAGGAAACGAGAUCACCAACGGGUUGCUGUGGCCCACCGGCAAAGCCAGCAACUGGGGAAACAUUGCUCGUCUUUUGCACUCAGCUGCAUGGGGCAUCAAGGAUUCGAGACUGAAUCCGAAACCCAAGAUCAUGAUCCAUCUCGACAAUGGAUGGAACUGGGCAACCCAGAACUCCUGGUACACCAACGUCCUGAAGCAAGGCACCCUGCUGCAGUCCGAUUUCGACAUGAUGGGCGUGUCGUUCUACCCCUUCUACUCGUCCUCGGCGACACUGGCCUCGCUCAAGUCGAGCCUGAGCAACAUGGCAAGCAGUUGGGGCAAGGAACUCGUAGUGGCGGAGACCGACUGGCCGACGUCGUGUCCCAAUCCCAGAUACAGCUUCCCUUCCGACGUCAAGAACAUUCCCUUCUCGGCAGCGGGACAGGUCACCUUCAUCACGGACGUGGCGAAUGUGGUGGCUUCGGUGAGCGGCGGCGUCGGCUUGUUUUACUGGGAGCCGGCCUGGAUUCAGAACGCGAACUUGGGUUCCUCGUGUGCCGACAACACCAUGUUCUCGCAGUCGGGGCAAGCCCUCUCAAGCUUGUCCGUCUUCAAGCAGAUCUAGCAAGUUUGCCGAGGGGUGAUGCGGCGGAGGAAUGUCAAGUCGGUAGAGGAGAGAAGAGAGAGAAACUGCAAAUGGACAGAGCAGAAUGUAUGCGAGACGAUAGGUUUCCCAUGCUACAAUCACUUACUCACUCACUCACACCCACGCCCACGUGCUGUGAAUGCACAGGGUCAAGAGCUCAAGGUGAAUGAAUGAAUGGAUUGAG
This is a messenger RNA of Thermothielavioides terrestris NRRL 8126, 1324 nucleotides long. Its product is annotated as glycoside hydrolase family 53 protein. NCBI's taxonomy places the organism in Eukaryota, Fungi, Ascomycota, Sordariomycetes, Sordariales, Chaetomiaceae. The coding region runs from base 67 to 1119 and encodes 350 amino acids. The transcript is spliced from 2 exons. Gene Ontology annotation, molecular function: glucosidase activity. Gene Ontology annotation, biological process: pectin catabolic process. The record is from RefSeq and is a predicted model, not a curated record.